Molecule: messenger RNA, 1799 nt
Organism: Austrofundulus limnaeus
Lineage: Eukaryota; Metazoa; Chordata; Actinopteri; Cyprinodontiformes; Rivulidae
Product: endochitinase A
Exons: 2
Coding region: 153-1283 (376 amino acids)
Source: RefSeq, a predicted model, not a curated record
CAACUCAAUGGUGACAGACAUUCUUUGAUUCAAGUUGCUGAUAAGUUUUUAAUUUUUAUUUAAACUUUAUUUAACCAGGAAGUCCCAUUGAGAUUAAAAAACCCUUUUUCAGGUGCUGCUACAAAAACACAAGGAACCACCUUCCAGGAAAAAUGCAGAAGACAAUGACCAGUGUGAUUUUCAUAUGGCUGCUACCACUGACAGCUGGCAGCACAGUAACAUCUGCUCUGCCCAACAACUCGACCAACAUAACAGCAGAUCAGCUGACAACACAGAUGUCAACCUUGGAGCAAAUCUCAGAGAGUUUGGGUCUUAAAGUGACAACAUCCACCACUGAAGAUGUGAAUCCAACACACAGCAGAAGCAGGUCAACACAUUCACUCUCUUCACUUCUAACAACUCAAACACCUCCUGCUACAACAACCCAAAACAACCAAACAGCAGCAACUCUGCUUUCUUUCAGUCAAACUGUCUUGAGUAGCUCGACAGAAAAAACAAAUACUCAGAAAUCAAUGAUUCUGACCAGUCAAAACAGCAGCGAAACCAUUUCUUCAACUGCACCUUUAGUACAAAUACUCUCCACUCAAAGUCGUGGUCCUGAGAAGUCAUCAGCAUCUAAAACGACCUCUCUGUCUGCUCCUACUUCCCAGUCAGUAUCCUUUAGCUCUGCUGCAACAUCUACCAAAGCUGACACAUCUACAAGUUCACAUUCAGUCACCCACACCUCAGGUCCCGAUAAAACCACAGCUGGAAGAACAUCCACAUACAUCCCUGAGGCCAUGUCGGGGAACCAAACAAACUCCAGUAAAAUAGUAGCAGGGAUCAUAGGUGGAACCUUGUGUUUGAUGAUGGUGGGGUUCCUGGUCAUCUACGUAAAGAAAAACAGACUUCAGAAGCAGCAGCUAACAACAACAGACUGGGCCGGCCCUUCUCCGUUUUUAGAGAGUGACAAUGAAAAUGCCAAGAUUACUCUAAGGUCAUCCAACCGAAUCUCCUUAUCCAGUUUUUUGCCUCAGAGACUGUCCAAAAGACUCUCUUUGCUUCCAGAAAGAGAUGAGGAGUUACAGGACAUGACUCCCACUGCUACAUUUGGAGGGAAACAUCUAGAGGGCAUAUCUGGUCCAGCUGCAAAUGAAAAGAAUGUCCAGGAACAAACUGCAUCUGUUGUUGUGGAUUCAGAAGACAAAAACAAAGGUCAAGGUGCAGAGACGAGUGAAAACUGUGUUUCAGAGAGCUCCACAAAAAAUAACAGCAAUCAUUCAGAGGCUGCCAACCUGAACUAAACCAAUCUGUUAAUUUUAUCUCCAGAAAAGUCAUCAACUCUACAAAGAGAUCCACCAUUAACAGCAACUCUACAAAGAGAUCCACCAUAACCAGCAACUGUACCAACAGAUCCCCCAUAAACAGCAACUGCACCAAUAGAUCCAACACAAACAGUAACUGUACCAACAGAUCCCCCAUAAACAGCAAGUGUACCAAGGCAUCCACCACAAAAAGCAACUGUACUAACAGAUACACCACAACCAUCAACUCUACCAAGAGAUCCACCAAAAACAGCAACUGUACCAAUAGAGCCACCAUAAACAGCAACUGUACCAAUGGAUCCACCAUAAACAGCAACUGUACUUGGAUCCACCAUAAACACCAACUGUACAAACAGAUCCACCACAAACAGCAGCUUUAUUUGGCUUUUUUACUGCAGUUUAAUCCUGUGUUAACUGUUAUUUGCUUGCUUUUUAUGUCAGGUAUCUCUGUGAUUGGUUUGAAAAGUGACAAAUAAAAUGCAUUUUCACUAGCUA